Oncorhynchus kisutch (coho salmon) is the source of this 3834-nucleotide messenger RNA. RefSeq names its product telomere repeats-binding bouquet formation protein 1. Bases 564 to 3383 code for a protein of 939 amino acids. The record is from RefSeq and is a predicted model, not a curated record. The transcript is spliced from 20 exons. Lineage: Eukaryota; Metazoa; Chordata; Actinopteri; Salmoniformes; Salmonidae. Gene Ontology annotation, biological process: homologous chromosome pairing at meiosis; meiotic attachment of telomere to nuclear envelope.
AAGCGACCCCUGCCCUAUUGGCCUGGUAACUGUUGCAAUGUAACAUUAGCUAGCUAGGAAACGUCUGAAAUGUGCAAGGCAAACGUAAAUGACACGAGUUUCACUCCGAACUGAAGCCUGGGCAGCUGCUAACUUAACCAACCUCUGGCUAAAUCGUGGGCUUUAUGGAUCUCCAUUAGUAACACUAUAACUACAUAGAUACUGGAGAUCCAUAAAGCCCACUAGCAGCUGCCCAGGCUAACGCAUAACUAACUAUUUUACACUACUGUAAAUAAUACUGAAGCUAAGACACCUUGACCUGUUGAUAUUUAGCUAACGUUAGUAAUUUUUUUUUUUAAGUCCCUGGCUUCGUUCGGCCUCGGACAAGUCGCGCCUUGACGGAGGCCAAUCAAAAACGGUGGCGGUACAUUUGAGUCCACAAUUUUCCAUCCGGUGCACCAGCAAAGGCAUCAACACAUAAACAACUUAAAGUCUGUUUACUGUCCAGCAAAUGACAAUUCCUAGCUAGCAUCCUUAUUUCUUGAAACAUAUCCAUGUCCCACCCUGGCAGCACAAUCCAUUGAAUGAUGGAAAUGUAUGUUUCCAGCAUAAGCAAACGUAAUGCCACAAAGACAGAUCUGAGUUUGUUGCUGGAGUGUCUGAAGUACCAGAUGAAAUGUCCUGCUUCACAGAAACAAGCUCUUUUCACCAUCUACUCCAUCUGUCAACAGAGAGAAGAGAAUGUGGACUUCUUCAGAGAGAUGGGAGGAGUGGUGUUUGUGUAUAACCUCUCUAAAUCCAGUGCGCACUCAGAGGUCAGGGAGACUGCUCAGUUCACACUGGGAAUGCUGGCAGAGGCCAAUGUGUACUGUAAGCAGGCCCUGUGUAGGAGGGAGACAUUCAGUGAUCUGGCCGAGUGUCUGAUGCAGCAGGACAGUCCACUGACCCAGAGGAGAGUAGCUGUCUACCUGCUCUCUGUCCUUGUCGCCAACAACAGGUCUGGCCAGAAGUUCGCUCAGACCUCAGGCUGUCUGGAUAUCCUGCUGGACUUGUUCAGAACUAGUUUCCCUCUCUCUGGUGAGGCCACAGUGAGACCUGCUAACGUCACUCAGCUGUUCCAACUCUGGACCUCUGUGUCCAGUGCUCUCUGUGGCUGUGUCAACAACCCCCAGAAUGAGGAGAGCCAGCGUAUGUGUGUGUCAGCCUUCCCCCUGGUCAAGGGCUGGCUGCAGCAGCUCUCUCACCCCUACGCAGAGAUGGUUCAGCCCAUCUGCUCCUUUAUAUCCAUGACUGUUGCCAACAACAAUUGUGCUCAGGAUAGUUUUUCCACAGUCGGCGGGCUCGGAAAUCUGACACUCACUCUGAUUCGCUUAGCCUCUGAUGCCUCCCACAGCCCAUUGGCCUGUCAGCUGUCUGUCAUCAUGACCAAGACCCUGUCAGCCUGCAUCAUUGACAACCCUGUGUUGGCGUCAGGUCUGGCAGGUUAUGGUUUGGUUCCUCAGCUCCACUCCCUGCUGUCCAGCCCCAGCCUGGAGCCCCAAGACAGGCUCAUUGUCAUACUCACCCUGGGACACUGCACUGAGGCCUCUGAGGAGCACCGGUCUCAGUUCUUACAGUGUGGAGGUCUGUCCCUCAUCAUCACUCUACUGACUGAGUCUACCAGUGAAGAGCUCAGGAAGGCUGCUGCCUUCAUACUGCAGACCUGCAAACAGGCUACUGUGUUUCUGCGCGGUGCGGUUCAUGGGGAGUCUCAGGGUCAGACUGUGGAGCUGGAGCCCCCUGUGGACAUGGAGGGGUACUGGAGGUCAGCACGAGACAUGCUGCACAGGAUCAACCAGCUGGAGAGACAACAGGCUCAGAAGCGUGUAAGGAGACAGACCAGUGAGGAGCCUCAGAAACCCAGCCGCAGCAGAGAGAGUGAGAGGGAGAAGAGAACACACACACAAAGGCACACCACUCUGCACAUGUACACACUUGGAAACACACAACCAGAGAAGGACAGGGGCUUGGCAGCUAAGAUAAAUACUUAUCCUCUCUACACAAACCCACUUACAGAGAAAGGCACAAACACAGCAUCACACACACAGACCGAGAACCGCAGAGACAAGCACCUUGGCAUGAGAGAGCAGGCUCACACACCGUCUGUGUCAGCCGUGGGCAAUGCUGGACCUGGUAGAGCUAGUGUCCCUGGGCAGCCCUGUGAUGGAGAGGAUGAGAGGUGUUCUGUAUAUCUGGGGACAGGAACACUGGUCCCUUCCUCCUCCAGUCCACUAGAAGGACACUCCCAGACACACACACACAGCCAAGUGUUCAAGUGCCCAGCUCCGGACAAGCCAGGAAUGAGCAGGCAGAAGAAACCGUUGGAUGAUGAAGGCUGUGUGUUCGGUUUGGUGACCAGCCGGUCGUUCCCUGUCCUCCAAAGGAACUGUCCCCACAGCUGUGACCUGCACCUGGUAUUGCAGCAGGCCACACACAGCUACACACAGCACCUCCGAGAUAUACGCAGGAGGAGAGAAAUACACACAACGGGACAGAGAGAGACUCAGCGAGGGACACAGAGCGUCUGGGAUCACUGCAGAGAUAAGAUUCCUGAAGUGCUGAACACACCCACACACCGAUGUGAUUUGAAUUGGGAUAUGUGUCCUGUUGUAACAGAGGCCAGUCUGACUCCUGUCUGUAAAGGAACCCUCCUGAGAAGCUUCUCAACCAACAGCGGACAACACAACACUGAUCACAACCAUGUGAGUCUCACUCCCCUUGAGACCUGUGGUCCAUGUGAAGGUAUCGCUCGGAAUCCUUUGCAUAAAGGUCUGAUGAAGAGCCUCUCUUCUGUGACCAGCAGGGGGCAGGAGAGAGGAGACAGAAGGGAGGACGGUGUCAUGGAUGAGGAGGACGGUGUCAUGGAUGAGGAGGACGGUGUCAUGGAUGAGGAGGACGGUGUCAUGGAUGAGGAGGACGGUGUCAUGGAUGAGGAGGACGGUGUCAUGGAUGAGGAGGACGGUGUCAUGGAUGAGGAGGACGGUGUCAUCGGUGGGGAGGACGGUGUCAUCGGUGGGGAGGACGGUGUCAUCGGUGGGGAGGACGGUGUCAUCGAUAAUCAGCAGAAGACUCUUUCUAUGGGAAACCCAUCUUUGACUCAGAGCAGUUCCAAAACCAAGGAAAAGAGGGUGAAUACCAAUGAGAGGAGGGAGAGGAGGAACUUCAGCCGUGAGGAGGAGAGUUAUCUGUGUCGAGGUAUAGAGCGGUUUGGUCCAUCCUGGAACUCCAUCCUUUGGGCCUAUCCGUUCCAGCCGGGACGCACCAACGUUGACCUGGCCAAGAAAUACAAACGCCUGCAGGUGAUAGGCAUCAACAAUGGUUUUACAAAAAUGCUAAAGCCCAGGGUAUGGAUUCAGACUCUAUGAGAUCCUAGAAGAACACUUUGUCUAUUGGACAUAAAUCACAGUCAUAUAUUUGAAAUACUCUAAUGUAAUAUUCAAUAAUACUUUAAAUACUAUAAUUUAGUCCCCAGUUUGAAAUGAAUUACUAUGCUGUGCUACUGUAAAUAAAAUUCAUAUUUGUUAUUUAAGUUAGUACUAUAUUUGAAAUAUGUUAAUUUCAUGGUCAUGGAGGAUUAAUGAAGGGUCCGUUCUGUAUUUCUCAACCUUGUUUUUUUACACAGCAGUAUUUUGCUGCCUAUUUGAAGUAGUUGGAAUAUUGUUUGGAAUAGAAACAUGGAAAUGAUUUGUGUAAUGAUUUGCACUUGACGGUUUAUCUUGUUCAUUGUUAAUGUAUGGAUUGAGAUUGAAAAGGUUGUUCACUCGUCAUCCCCUGAAGUUGUUUGUAUUGAAUUAAACAGAAGGGUGUCUGUAUGCA